AUGGCGAGGAGGGCGGCGGGCGGCGCCGGGCGCCACGGGGACGAUUUCUCCUUCGUGAGCCCGGUGGUGAAGUACGUGCUCUUCUUCUUCAACAUGCUCUUCUGGAUGAUCUCGAUGGUGAUGGUGGCAGUGGGGGUCUACGCCCGGCUGCUGAAGCAUGCAGAGGCAGCGAUGGCCUGCCUGGCGGUGGACCCCGCCAUCCUGCUCGUCGUGGUCGGCGUCCUCACCUUCCUCAUCACCUUCUGCGGCUGCGUCGGCUCCUUGCGGGAGAACAUCUGCCUGCUGCAGACGUUCUCUGUCUGCCUGACCAUCAUCUUCCUCCUGCAGCUGGCAGCCGGCGUGCUGGGCUUCGUCUUCUCCGAUAAGGCGCGCGGGAAGGUCAGCGAGAUCAUCAACGGUGCCAUCGUGCAUUACCGGGAUGACCUGGACCUGCAGAACCUCAUCGACUUUGGGCAGAAGGAGUUCAGCUGCUGCGGGGGUGUCUCCUACAAGGACUGGUCCCAGAACAUGUACUUCAACUGCACCGCCGCCAACCCCAGCCGGGAACGCUGCUCCGUCCCUUUCUCCUGCUGCCUGCGGGACGCCAACGAGGCCGUCAUCAACACCAUGUGCGGGCAGGGCAUGCAGGCCAUGAGCUACCUGGAGGCCAGCGCCUUCAUCUACACCAACGGCUGCAUCGACAAACUGGUCAACUGGAUCCACAGCAACCUCUUCCCUGGGGGCAUCGCCCUGGGGCUGGCUGUCCCGCAGCUGGUGGGCAUCCUGCUGGCUCAGAUCCUCAUCAGCCAGAUCAGAGACCAGAUCAAGCUGCAGCUCUACAACCAGCAGCACCGGGCUGACCCCUGGUACUGAGCCCCCGGCGCAUCGCGGCGGAGCCGGCGUCCGUCCCUGCGGCACAGCGGUGGCUCGGGGAGCCGGGACCUCAACGGUGAUUUUCCAAACCCCGGAUCCGUAGGAAGAG
Gymnogyps californianus (California condor) is the source of this 961-nucleotide messenger RNA. RefSeq names its product tetraspanin-33-like. Gene Ontology annotation, cellular component: membrane. The record is from RefSeq and is a predicted model, not a curated record. Lineage: Eukaryota; Metazoa; Chordata; Aves; Accipitriformes; Cathartidae.